Messenger RNA from Triplophysa rosa, 2819 nucleotides. RefSeq names its product nucleolin-like. NCBI's taxonomy places the organism in Eukaryota, Metazoa, Chordata, Actinopteri, Cypriniformes, Nemacheilidae. The transcript has 17 exons. Gene Ontology annotation, molecular function: RNA binding. The record is from RefSeq and is a predicted model, not a curated record. The coding region runs from base 118 to 2241 and encodes 707 amino acids.
GCGCAAAUCGAGCUCUCGUCUUUAUCGUCCGGACAGAGCAGCACGUGUGACUGUAGAGUGUUAUCUGCGCCACGCUCUCAUUUAUCUGCUUUAGUGAAGGAAGAAUAGCGUUUAAUCAUGGUGAAGCUAGCCAAGGCGGGUAAAAAAGAGGCACCUCAGAAGAAAAAGGCCCCACCACCUCCGAAAGAAGUAGAGGAAGAAUCCAGCGAGGAAGAGAGCGAUGAGGAAGAGGCACCACCAGCCAAAGCUGCAGUGAAGAAAAAUGCAGCACCUGUAAAAAAAGCAACAGUGAAAAACGGAAGAGCCCCAGCUAAGCAAGAGAGUGACGAAGAUGAUGAUGAUGACGACGAUGAUGAAUCAUCCGAAGAGGAGACUCCACCACCAAAGAAAGCUACACCUGCUAAACCAGCUGCAGCAAAAAAAUCUGCAGCAACCCCCGCCAAGGGAACUCCUGCAAAGAAAGCAGCACCUGCUGAAGAGUCUGAUGAUGACGAUGAUGAUGAAUCUGAGGAGGAAGAUGCACCACCACCCAAAAAAGCUGCACCUGCAAAAGCAGCGACACCAGCAAAGGCAGCGACUCCUGCAAAGAAGGCUGCACCUGCUGAAGAGUCUGAUGAUGAUGAUGAUGAUGACGACGAGUCCGAAGAGGAAGAGGCUCCACCUCCUAAAACGCUGCCGGGUAAAGGUGCUGCCAAAGCACCCGCAGCCAAAGCUCCUGUAGCUGCAGAGGAAUCGGAUGACGACGAGGAUGAAGAUUCUGAGGAUGAGGAAAUGGAUACAACACCAGCACCCAAAGCCCUGGCCAAAAAGGCAGGUAUGGUGAAGGCCAAGGAAGAAUCUGAGGAGGAGGAUGACGAUGAUGAUGAUGAUGAAGAAGAAGCUCCUGUAACUCCAGCAAAGAGAAAAGCAGACAACAAGGACAAGGAAACGCCAUCAGCCAAGAAAGCAAAAAGCGAUGGAGAAGGUUUCAGUCUCUAUCUUGGCAACUUGAACCCGGAGAAAGAUUUCGAUGAAAUUAAGUCUGCAAUCUCAAAAUUCUUUUCAAAGGAAGGCCUUGAAAUUCAGGAUGUGCGUCUUGGCCAGUCCAAGAAAUUUGGAUAUGUUGACUUUGCAUUAGAGGAAGAGCUACAGAAAGCAUUGGAGCUUAAUGGCAAGAAGUUGAUGGGCCUACCACUGAAACUUGACAGAGCCAGAAGUAAAGAAAACUCCCAUGAACACAAGAAAGAGAGAGAUGCACGUACCUUGUUCGUAAAAAAUCUUCCAUACUCCAUAACACAAGAUGAACUGAAGGAGGUCUUUGACCAGGCGAUCGAAGUCAGAAUACCAAUGGACAACAACGGUUCUAGCAGAGGAAUUGCUUACAUUGAGUUUGCGACGGAAGCUGUUGCUGAGAAGAUGAUUGAGGAGGCACAAGGGUCUGAUGUUCAAGGACGCUCCAUCAUUUUAGAUUACACAGGAGAAAAGAGAGGGCAGGGCGGCAGAGCACCAGCUGCUGGUUCAAGCAAAGUUAUUGUUGUAAACAACCUGUCAUUUAAUGCAACUGAAGACUCUCUCCAGAGUGUUUUUGAAAAGGCAGUGAGCAUCAGAAUACCACAAAAUAAUGGCAGGCCGAAGGGAUUUGCAUUCGUGGAGUUUGAUGAUAUGGAGGAUGCGAAGGAAGCAAUGAAGAGUUGCAACAACACAGAGAUUGAAGGCAGAACUGUCAGACUUGAGUUCAGUCAGAGCAGGGAAGAAAGAGGUGGUGGUGGUGGUGGAGGAGGACGGGGGAGCUCUGGACCCACAAAAACACUUUUUGUCAGAGGCUUGUCAGAAGAUACUACAGAUCAGACACUGAAAGGUGCAUUUGACGGAUCAGUCGGUGCCAGAAUCGUCACAGAUCGAGAUACAGGAUCCUCAAAAGGAUUUGGUUUUGUAGACUUUGACAACGAAGAAGACUGCAAAGCUGCAAAAGAAGCAAUGGAUGAUGGCGAGAUAGACGGAAAUAGAGUGUCUCUGGACUAUGCCAAGCCCAAGGGCGAGGGAGGCCGUGGCGGAGGCAGGGGAGGAGGAGGAAGGGGCGGUUUCGGUGGCAGAGGCGGUGGAAGAGGUGGCUUCGGUGGCAGAGGCGGUGGGAGGGGUGGUUUUGGUGGCCGUGGAGGCGGAAGAGGCGGUGGCUUCAGGGGAGGGAGAGGAGGAAGAGGAGGUGGACGAGGUGGAUUUGGCGACAAGCCACAAGGAAAGAAGAUCAAGUUUGACGAUUAAAUCUGUUAUUGAAUGUACUUGUUUCAUCGCUUAAAUCUAUUUUGUCAGAGCGUUUCUAGGACAUUCCAGAAAGCAUCAGUAAUGGAUAACUGUACAGUGACCCCUUUGCUUCCCGUUUUAACUGUGAGUUCUGAAAUGUCCCAACCAUCCAUGUACAUCCUCAUCUGCUUUGUUGAAGAGAGGCUCUUUCAGACAUUUAGUAUGUGAAUGUUGUAAUUUUGCUCUGCCGGUUUAGGUACAUGUUGUACAUGCGACCAGUGUUUCUUUUUUGUUAUGGUGUUACGGUUGUCUUUUUCAACAUAUUUAAUUUCCGGUUUUUUAGGUGAUUUAUGAAAUUAAUGUGCAGUACCUUUUUAAUGUGCAAAGCAUAUUGUAACAAUGGAUUAAGUUGACUCCAAAUAUUUAGACGUGUAGAGCUCAGUGACAGAUUUGAGUGGAAAAGGAUGGCGGUCAAUAAAAAAGAAUUCUGAUUUAUACUAUGAAAUUUGUUUGGCGUGUUGGCCGUUUUAUUUUUUAUCCAAGUCAAACUUGUCAAAAUGUAAAGAACUUACCAUUUUGAUUAAACCGUUUUUAAACUC